AUGGGCUCAAUUCAAGUCGAGAACUACGAUGCCAUCAUCAUUGGCGCCGGUCUAUCCGGCAUAUGCAGUCUAUACCACCUGCGCCAGCGCUCCCCAACCUGGCGCAUCCGAGUCAUCGAAGCCGCUGAAAGCGUCGGUGGCACCUGGUACUGGAACCGUUAUCCCGGUGCUCGAGUCGACUCCGAGUCCCUGUCCUAUGCCUUCUCCUUUGACAAGGAGUUAGUGAACGAAUGGCAUUGGAAGGAUUCGUUUGCGACGCAAUCGGACAUCCUCCGGUAUAUCGAAUACAUCUUCGAAAAGCACGAUCUGGCCAAAAAUAUCCAGUUCCAAACACGUAUCAAGUCUGCCCGCUGGCAGGACAGUACCCGAACUUGGCUUCUCACAGAUGAAACUGGCGCGCAAUACCAGAGUCGAUUUCUUAUCAGUUGUAUGGGAUUCCUGUCCUCGCCUUCUCUGCCCAAGAUUAUGUUGAAGCAAAAGCCUAUUCGCUCCGUUAUCGAUGGCAGGCCACCUCAGCGAGGGUCGAUCGUCAACUUCUCUUCUAUUCAGGGCUUGGUUGGAAUCCUCUUGUCGACGGCGUACACAACUACCAAGCAUGCGGUUAUCGGUCUGACGCGCACUGCAUCGGAGGACUAUGCGAAGAAUGGGCUACGCAUUAAUGCGAUCUGCCCGGGAUAUACGGAGACGCCGCUCACCACCAAGUCGCCGGAGAUCUUGAAGGCGAUGAUGGAGCGUGUGGAUACUGCGGUGCCUAUGGAGAGGAUGGGGAGGCCGGAAGAGAUUGCCGACGGUGUGUUGUAUCUGUGUGGAGGUCGAAGUUCAUUUGUGACCGGAACCGCGUUGAGUGUGGAUGGUGGUUAUGUGCAACGGCAGAUUGGCGCUGUAAAUAGGCCUAACCCUUCGAGAGUCAUGCAAAUUUUGAAGGAAAGCACUGGUUACGGUCAUAAGUUCAAGCGCCUGCCACCUUGGUAA
Molecule: messenger RNA, 972 nt
Organism: Penicillium cinerascens
Lineage: Eukaryota; Fungi; Ascomycota; Eurotiomycetes; Eurotiales; Aspergillaceae
Exons: 1
Coding region: 1-972 (323 amino acids)
Molecular function (GO): oxidoreductase activity; flavin adenine dinucleotide binding; NADP binding
Source: RefSeq, a predicted model, not a curated record